Molecule: messenger RNA, 355 nt
Organism: Racocetra persica
Lineage: Eukaryota; Fungi; Glomeromycota; Glomeromycetes; Diversisporales; Gigasporaceae
Source: the annotation of a GenBank genome assembly
UUAAUAAACCAGAGGCAAUUAAAUUAUUUGAAUUUCUUUACUCACUUCUUAAGCUUCCAGACUGGCAUGUACUUGGUGGUCAAGUUCUGAAUGAUGCAACUAAAGAAUCUGAAAAAACAAUAUUAUCUACUUUAAAAGAAGAUCCAAUUGGCAUCACGCUUACAUUUGAUGGUGUAGUUAUAAUCACAUCAGAAGGUAGACCAUAUGUUUGGAAGGCAAUGGAUAUUAGUUUGAAAUAUGAAACGCAUAUAAAUAUAAUUGAAAAAAUCAAUUUAAUGUUUACUGAAUUAAGUGCACAAUCAAUAAAAGCUAUUGCCGUUAUAACAAAUAGUGCAGGAGCAUAUGCUACCGCUAG